Messenger RNA from Metopolophium dirhodum (rose-grain aphid), 1971 nucleotides. Its product is annotated as zinc finger MYM-type protein 1-like. The transcript has 3 exons. The record is from RefSeq and is a predicted model, not a curated record. Lineage: Eukaryota; Metazoa; Arthropoda; Insecta; Hemiptera; Aphididae. The coding region runs from base 1 to 1971 and encodes 656 amino acids.
AUGGACAUAAGAAAGUUUUUUGGUGGUCGAGAAAAGAGAAAAUUGCCAGAAAUAAGUAGUAGCGGAAGUGAUGAACACGAUGGAAUAUAUAAAAUUCCCAAAUCCUCCAACGAACCUUCCACUUCUUAUGAUCGCAAUACCAGAAAUGCAGAUCCUUCAACUUCUAAAAAGCUUACAAAUGAAGAACGUUUUGAAAAUGACAUAGGUCAAUGGGUGGGACGGUCUAAUCAUUUAACAACAUCUCAAAAAAUGGAUAUCUUGAAACGUUGUUGGACGCCACCAGAAAAUUACAACUUUAGUGAGGAUGCUAUUGCUGUUGGAUCAAAGAGAAAAUUUAACCAUAGUUGGUUACAGGCCUAUGCUCCUUGGCUUGCGUAUUCGAAAAUACUGAAAGGAGCUCUUUGUUUGUACUGUGUUCUGUUUCCACCGAAAAAAGUCCAAGGUGUUUUAGGUUCAUUUAUCAUCAAACCUUUUACACGAUACAAAGACAUUCACGAGGGCUGUAGAAACCAUAUUUCCAAUAAUUGGCACCAAGGAGCAACCGAAGCAGCUAAUAGUUUUGUGGAAGAAGUACCUAUAAAUAUUAUGAUGGUAUCCGGACACCAAAAAGUACUAGAACAAAAUCGAAAAAUUAUUUCGUCCAUAAUUUCAAAUGUACUAUUUUGCGGAACCCAUGAUCUACCCUUUAGAGGAAAAGGUCAAAAUGAAGGAGUUUUCUAUGACUUAAUUCAAAUGCGAAUUGAAGCUGGUGAUCAGUAUCUCCAAAACCAUAUCGAAAAGGGCAAGCGAAAUGCCAUCUACACAUCUCCGCAAAUUCAGAAUGAAAUCAUCAAUAUAAGUGGAACAGUAAUCAAAGAUUGUAUUAUUAAUGAUGUUAAAAAGGCUGUAGCUUUCAGUAUAAUGGCAGACGAGACCGCUGAUAUCUCAGGAACAGAGCAAUUGUCUAUUGGGAUUAGAUUUUUUGAUGGUGAGAAAAGGGCUAUCAGAGAAGAAUUUUUAGGCUUCAUUGAACUACAUGCCACGGAUGCUGUUAACAUAGCUAGUGCAAUAGAUCAUUUUAUUCAAAACGAAGGUCUCGAUGGAACGAAGCUUGUUGGACAAGGCUAUGAUGGUUGCGCAACUAUGGCAGGGAAAAUCAAUGGAGUGCAAACAAUUUUACGAGAAAAAUAUCCACAUGCUCUAUUUUUUCACUGUGCAAGUCAUAAAUUAAACUUGGUGGUCAAUGAUUUAAAUUGUGUUCCAGAAAUACGUAACACAAUUUCAACGGUAAAGGAUAUCAUAAACUUUUUUCGCGAAUCUGUUUUACGUAGAAAAUGUAUCCCGAACAUACCAGCAUUCUGUGAGACACGAUGGUCUCAAAAAUAUAGAAGUAUUUCAAUUUUCAAAGAAAAUUUUGAGAUAAUUGUACAUGCUUUAGAUAAAUUGUCAAAAGAUGGGAACACUGCAACAAGAAAAGUUGCUUUUCAAUUGUAUGCUGUAGCAAAUAAAAGUAUUUUUAUAAUGAGUGUUAUCCUCAUAGCAAAAUACUCUAAAUUAUUAGAGCCUGUUGUGAAUGCUUUACAAUCAAAAAAUCUGGAUUUGCUGAAAUGCUCAAAUUUUAUAAAAAAAAUAGUAGUCAUGGUGAAAGAUCACCGCGAACACGCUGACACAGAAAUUAAAGAAUUAUUAACUGCUGCAAACAUAGCAGCUGAGAAUAUAGGAGCAGAAAUUAAUCUUCCUAGGAUUGUUAAACAACAACAACAUCGUUCGAAUCCUCCAGCGUUAAAUUCGGCUGAAUUCUGGAAGAGAUCAUUACUAAUUCCAUACUUGGAUUCAUUAAUAUCCUCAUUGGAACGGAGAUUUUCUGAUGAAAACAUACCUGCUUUUUCACUUUUAUUAUUACACCCUUCAAAUAUGUUAGAUAUGAACACCAAAGAAUUUAAACUUAAAAUAAAUGAUUUUGCCAAUUAUUACCAAAUUAAAGACUUGUAA